CUCCUUUCUCUUCUCUUCUUCCGAGAGUUCACUCCCAUCCUUGGAGGUCUGCUUCUUCCCUCUUCUGAGUAGAAGGUUCCGCCUUUGCGACGAGUCCAUUCUCCUCUGCUCGUGAUCAGCGACGAUCGAAGAGAGAUGAUCGAAUUCAGCAGAAGAUCGAAGAUGAAACCCUUGUCCCAGUAGCUCCUGCCUCCAAAUCUCUCCUUGUAUCGUAAUGGUAAUGGAAGCAAUCGAUUGGAUUCUAAGAAGAAGAGCGAAACAUGGAUCCAUCUUCGGCGAGUGGGUAGAGGGCGAAGUGAGGAAGCUGCGGCGCCUGCGACUCUCCUUCUGGUCCUGCCCCCCGAACCGCCCUCCCGGUUCCUGACUUCCCAACAAAGAAAUUUCUUCUUCCUUUUCCUCCUCCUCCUCUUCUUCUGCUUCUUCUUCUUCAAGCUCUUUGCCUUUGGAUUCUGGCUCUGCUCCUGGGUCGUUUCUACAGCCGAUGGGUUCUGUUCCUGUUGGGGAUUUGGGGUUCUUGAGAGGGUUUCCGAAUGGACUGGGGUUCGGUUUCGGAUCGGAUUCGUCGUCGUCAUCGACAGUGUUGGACCUGGAAAGAAGGGAGUUUGUGAAGGCGCCUUCGAGGCUGGGGGGCAAGAAGGAGGGCGGCGGGGUGGUGGAUGCGAAGACAGCGUUGGCGCUGAAGAGCCAUAGCGAGGCCGAGAGGCGGCGGAGGGAGAGAAUAAACCACCACCUGGCCGUGCUGAGGAGUAUGAUCCCCUGCGCCGACAAGUUGGACAAAGCUGCGUUGCUCACACAAGUGAUCAACCACGUAAAGAAACUCAAGAAGAAUGCCGCAGAAAUCAGCGAAGGCUACACUAUACCAUCCGACGUCGAUGAGGUGAGGGUCGAAGUUGAAGGAGAUGCAACGAAGAGUGGCAGCUUUAUAGUCAAAGCAUCUCUAUGUUGUGAGGAAGGGCCGGAGAUCCUGACAGAUCUAAGACAGACACUUCAGAGCCUGCAUCUGAAAAUUAUCAGGGCUGAGAUUUCAACUUUAGGUGGCCGAGUAAAGAAUGUUCUUGUGAUGACGUCUGAUGGAAGCUCCCGCGCCAUCGACAAGCAUGUUUUAAUGGCUACUGUUCACCAGGCACUCAAGUCCAUACUUGACAGAGUCAACUCACAGGUGGACUUUCUGCCAAGGACCUCAUUUUCUAGCAAGAGGCGAAGGAUCUCACCGUUCGAGUCCUCAAGCUCCUCUUCAUCACUUUUAUACUGAGGAGUCGAAGCUUGCGACUACGCUAUUGUUGAUGCUACUUUGGUUUGCUUACCGUGUGUGAUGCUUUCUUUCAGAUGUCCUGUAAUAAAUAAACUUCAGAAUGCUUGUUAGGGAAGCCUGCAGUAGGUUUCCGUUGCAUUGAACUUCUAGAGCUUCCCUUCUAAGAAGCUGGUGCUUGUUCGAUUGAUGUAUGAUCUCCAUUGUUCAUGAGGAGUAUGUUGUAUUGGGGUUGCUCGUAUGUAAAACAGCUCUGUAUGUGAACUCGAUGAAUUACAGCAGUAACUCUUUGAUUA
Messenger RNA from Musa acuminata subsp. malaccensis (wild Malaysian banana), 1545 nucleotides. Its product is annotated as transcription factor bHLH30. The record is from RefSeq and is a predicted model, not a curated record. NCBI's taxonomy places the organism in Eukaryota, Viridiplantae, Streptophyta, Magnoliopsida, Zingiberales, Musaceae. Gene Ontology annotation, molecular function: DNA-binding transcription factor activity; protein dimerization activity. Gene Ontology annotation, biological process: regulation of DNA-templated transcription.